Molecule: messenger RNA, 1020 nt
Organism: Panicum virgatum (switchgrass)
Lineage: Eukaryota; Viridiplantae; Streptophyta; Magnoliopsida; Poales; Poaceae
Exons: 3
Coding region: 347-682 (111 amino acids)
Source: RefSeq, a predicted model, not a curated record
GUCCCUGCUGACGUCCGCCUGCUGCGGACACAGCGCCCCUGGCCAGCAUCUGCAUCUCCUCUUCCCAAGAACUCGUCUUGGUCUCCUCUCCUCUCCUCUGCCGCCAGUCCACGCGCUCCUUCCCCCUCUGGCUCCUCCCUCACACGGCGCUCCUCCUCCUAAUCCCUCCUCCUCCUCCUCCCCCUCCUCCCGGUCUCGUCCGGCAGCUCUCCUAGCAGCAUCUGCAGCCGCCCCCGCCCGUAGCCCUGACCGCCGGAGAUCCGGAGUUUUCUUGCUGCUUCGGUUUCUUCUCGCGUGGUGAGGAGGUUGGGUUGUCCUUGUGGAUUGGGGAUCGCCUGGCGCGAGGAUGAAUACGAGGCCGGUGGUGCUCGUCCUCCUCCUGCUCGUCCUCAUCAUCACGUCGCAGUUCGAGUGGAAGCAGCAGAUCGGGGACGCCGCCGACGCCGACCCGGCCGCCGCGCGCCGGCGCCAGCAGCUGCUCGCCAGGGAGGACGCCGUCAAGGAAAAGAUAAUAAUAUCUCAAGAGAAAAAUAUCCAACAACUUAAUCAGCUUAUUGAGAGCCUUCAGCGCCAGCUACUACAUUGCCGUGGCAGCAAUAACACUGCUCAUACAACCACUGUGCCCGCCACUGAAGUAGGUGAAGUUGAGGAACAUGAAACCAUUGAUGAUGAGAACAGAUGAUCACCUUGGCAAAUGGUUCUUAGAUUCUAGUACAGCAGCCAACAAACCAGAGGUUAAUCUGCACCUCGCUCGUAUGGGAUGCCGUCUAGUGGACGACCGAAUCGUACUCUGAUUCACUGUAUUGUACACUCGCCACGACCAGCUAGCGGGUCGUCACCCAUGUAAGCCUGUAGAGAGUUUGUAAUCUGUAUUGUGCUGUAGGCCACGGUCACUAAUUCAAUUGAAAAGCUACCUGACCAUUAUUUGUUCCGGUGAUGGAUGAUUCUGCCCUCAAAGGUCAAAUAUACUGCAUUGUCAUUUUUUGCUAUCUGGCCAUGAAAGGUGAAAUAUUAUAUUGA